AUGGGAAAUUUAUUACGUAUUUUACUCAACAACGACCAGACAACAAAAUCAUCGGAAAACAUAUUUGUUGAUUUUGAAAAUGUUCAACCAACAGAGGCAGAACAGCAUGUUUGGCAACAAGUCAAGACAGUCUUGGAUUCAGCACAACAGAUUCUGGUAGAGCUGCAUCAAUACAGAGGUGCCACAGAAAAUAUAAGGCUGGCAAUUUCAAAUCCUAAUAUAGAAGACUUGCAAGACAAAGCCUGGCAGACAGUGACGCCGCUAGUUUCCAAGUUGAAAGUUUUCUUUGAGUUUUCCCUACAGUUGGAGAUGAUUAUACCAGAGUUGCUGAGAGUGUUGUGUUCUGAAGAUCUGACUCCCAGGGAUCAUCUUGAGCAGCAGCAGGCCUUGUUUAAACAAUUUGCUGAGAUCCUUGAUUUUGUGCUCAAAUUUGAUGACUUGAAGAUGACCACCCCAGCUAUACAGAAUGACUUCAGUUACUACAGAAGAACUUUAAGCAGAAGAAAAAUGGCAAAUGAGGAUGAAAUACAACCGGGUGAGGAGCACAUGUCCAAUGAACUGGCCAACAGAAUGUCUUUAUUCUAUGCCCAGGCCACACCAAUGUUGCAUGCACUCAGUGAAAUCACAGCCAGAUUCGUCACUCAGAAUAAACAUCUGCCGGUUGAGCAGACAACAGACUGCCUGAAAAUGAUGGCCAAUAUUUGUCGAAUCAUGAUUGAAAAUACUCAAUACAGAUCAAGAAUAAAAGAGGAGACCCAGCUGUUCUGUUUAAGGGUGAUGGUCGGUGUGAUCAUUCUCUAUGACCAUGUCCAUCCCAUUGGUGCUUUUGCUAAAAAUUCAGGGAUAGAGAUGAAAGGCUCCAUCAAGUUGCUAAAGGAACAGCGCAAGGGGACAGUUGAAUCACUGCUAAAUGCUUUAAGAUAUACAACAAAACAUCUGCAAGAUGAGAGCACAGCCCGGGCAAUCAAGAACAUGCUAGCAGACUAA
Molecule: messenger RNA, 987 nt
Organism: Candidula unifasciata
Lineage: Eukaryota; Metazoa; Mollusca; Gastropoda; Stylommatophora; Geomitridae
Source: the annotation of a GenBank genome assembly